Messenger RNA from Arachis stenosperma, 1929 nucleotides. RefSeq names its product putative transcription factor bHLH041. The transcript is spliced from 7 exons. NCBI's taxonomy places the organism in Eukaryota, Viridiplantae, Streptophyta, Magnoliopsida, Fabales, Fabaceae. The coding region runs from base 429 to 1649 and encodes 406 amino acids. The record is from RefSeq and is a predicted model, not a curated record. Gene Ontology annotation, molecular function: protein dimerization activity.
UCUAUCUAAGAUGACAUAUAGUAGCAGUUGAACAACAACAACGACUAAGACUAAUAUUAUUAGCAGAAACAAACUCAAAUUUCACCACCACACCAUGAUGAUAGAUGAAGUAGAAGAAACCUUAAAUUAAUUUUCCACCAUGGAUGGCGUAUUCAACCUCCCUGAAGCCACCAGGAGCGACUUUCUCCGCUCUCUCAUGCACACUUUUGGUUGCACAUACAUAUGCCUCUGGCACUGCCACUCAUCAUCUAAGUAUAUUUAUACAUACAUACGUAUCACUACUUGUAUAUGUUAAUUUGUUUCUCACUUUCCUUUUUUUUUUAUUUGGAGGUGUAGUAAUUUAUUGUUCUUGGAUGGGAUUUACAAUAAUGUAAAUAGCACCAUAGCUGAAGAAACGCUUUUUAAUCUAUAUCAGCGUUUAACCUUUGAUGCCGCCAAUGAUGAGUAUGUGGGUUCCUGGUGCGGCUUUCAAGAGGCAUAUGGCCUACUUAGAGCUUCAACAAUUGGAUCUUCUAAGACUUGCAUCCGCAGUUAUCCAAACACAAUUCUAUCUGGAAGCAAGGAUUGAGACAGCUAUUUUCAUGGGGUGCAGCAAAGGGGAAAUUGAGCUUGGUUUCUCCACUAUCCCUCAAAUUGACAUGAAAGCAGCAGUGAAGAGUUUAUUCCCAGAAGAUUUUUCAAGAGAGCAGAUUCAUCAUCCAGCUUCAUCGUCUUCAUGUUCUUGCCCUAGCGAUGAAUUCUCAUCCUUACGAGGAGUAUUGUUACCCGCACCAGAGGGUGAGCAAGAAGCAAUCAUAAGAGCAAUCCUUCAUGUCGUUAUUUCUUCUUCUUCUUCACCAGCCACCACUACUUCUCAACCACCACCAUAUAAUAACAGUGCUUUCAGGGCAUAUUCUUCAACUGCUUACAAUUUAGUAACAAGUAGCAGCAGCAGGAGGUUUAGUUUAAUGAAGAGAUCUAUAGAAUUCUCUAGAACCCUACAUUUAAUGAGAAUUAGAGACCGCUUUCAUUUUCAACGACAACAUCAACCGCCUCAUCCCCUCAUAAUUGGUACCCAGAAUGCUAAUAAUAAUAACCAUCUUCAUCGCAUCAUAUCAGAGAGAAGAAGACGCGAGAACGAAAACAAGUGUUUCCGGGAACUUAGGGCAUUACUUCCUCCAGGAACUAAGAAACACAAAUCUUCGGUUCUUAUAGCGGCAAAGGAGGCAUUGAAGUCUUUAAUUGCUGAAAUUGAAAAGCUUAACAUAAGAAACCAGCAGUUAAAAACACUACUUGGUUCAUCAUCAUCAAGCUAUGUUAAUGUUCAUAUCUCCUCAUCACCAUCAUCAUCAAAUGAGAGAUUGAACGUUGCGGUGUCGCAUGUAGCGGGGUCGAGUUCAUCGGAAGAGAGAAUGGUGGAUUUGCAAGUCGCUGUCAGAGGAGAAAGCUCGUCUCAUCAUCAUCAAUCUGAUAUCAUGAUUCGCAUAUUGGAAUUCCUGAAAAGCCUUCAGAACCUCAGCUUCGUUUCCAUGGCCGCAAAUACUACUACUAAUACACAAGGCACAACCAUCACCCAAAUCAUCUUCAGAAUAAGGAUUCUUCAGGGAAGUGAAUGGGACGAGUCUGGCUUCGUGGAAGCAGUGAGAAGAGUUGUGUCUAACUUAGCUUAAUACGUAAUUGACAGUUAAUUAUUUUGUAAUAUGGUGGUGAAGAAUAAGAAUCACUGAGUUAAUUAUUUUCUAAUUUUUAAGUAUUUAAAUAUUAAUUUUAGUAUUUAUAAGUUAAUUAGAAUUUUUGUAGAAAAGUAUCAAAUUAUACACAAUAAAUUUUUUUUUUUUGUGGGGGAGGGGGCUUUUCUGUAUUAAUUUUGUAUAGUUGUAGAAAUUUUUGUACCAUUAUUGAAUUAUAAAUUGUGAUGCUUUAAUAAUUAUUUCUGACAUUUCGGUACAA